Molecule: messenger RNA, 3876 nt
Organism: Thermochaetoides thermophila DSM 1495
Lineage: Eukaryota; Fungi; Ascomycota; Sordariomycetes; Sordariales; Chaetomiaceae
Product: ubiquitin carboxyl-terminal hydrolase-like protein
Exons: 4
Coding region: 1-3876 (1291 amino acids)
Biological process (GO): proteasome-mediated ubiquitin-dependent protein catabolic process; regulation of proteasomal protein catabolic process; protein deubiquitination
Molecular function (GO): proteasome binding; cysteine-type deubiquitinase activity
Source: RefSeq, a predicted model, not a curated record
AUGAUGACCUCCCUUAAUCACAUGUAUUCUAAUCCUCUGUGGUCGAGUCGGUUGAGCCAUCUACAUCGGCCCUCCGAGGUGAGCAGUCAAAUUUCUAUACCACUUCAGCAGAAGCUUACAAAGUAUUUAGGAGGGCGAUUGGCAGCUCGCUUCCUUCAGGAUCUUUUCUCAGGCCGUCUCCCAGAGUCUAGGUUUGACGGAAGGCGCCUGGACUGCCCUUCGCGCCAAGCCUUCCCUCGCUAUACGAACGCCGGAACCGACCAUGAACUCGUCUUUAUCCCGUCACAAAGCUUCGAUGCUCCCUAUGGACCGGGCCGCGGAGAGAAGUCGGUGGUUUCUUGCAUGUGCAAGUACUGCCGUUACCACUAUGUCUUCCACAUUUUCCCCGGCGGCGAUGAGCAAGAACGUCCCGAGCACCUUGAACACCAUUUCCGCGACGGAGAUUCAGAGUGGUACCCAACUCCCGACGUUGACAGCAGCCCGGCUGCCAAGUUCUACCCUAUCGAGGGUCGGUUCAGGUUUUUCUGCACAAUGUGCAGCCUUCAAAUCGCUCUUGAAAUAACCCUUCCUCGCCUGAAGCCGGAAUGGGUUCAAAUGAUUAUGGACGAAAACAGGAUGAAGGAGAACCUUAGAAAGGCUAAGGAAGAGGACCCGGAUCGGUUCAGCUUCCCCCCUGAAAAGGAGGCAUUAUUGACUUCUUCAUCCUUCAUGACCCUGAAUCAGUACCUCAGGAAUAUCGUCGAAGAUGAUACCAGGAGAAUAUCUCGUCGGAACAAGACGUUCCAGAUUCAGUUUGGUGAAGCCUGCGAGUUCUUGUUCCGCUACCUUGAGUUCGAGGAUGGAACAGAUAACAAUGGCGAUGCUUGCUGGAUCCAGCCUCGCCUUACGCCACAAGAAGGGAAGACUCCUCUCGGUUCCCCGAGAGCCUUUUACGAGGAUGUCAGAAGUGAGGUGCAAAGCAUCCUCGGGGAGAAACCACCGGGCGAGGGCCAGCCUGUGGUCAAGCCUUGGUUGGCUCGAGAACAGUUGGAAAAGGUGCUUCGCUGCGGCUCGACCGCCCGGCUUGCGAAUCAAAUACCGCUCGAACCGAAUGAGGAAGAGAAUCUGAGGAUUCUUGGAGCUCCAGAGCGGAUCGAGGAUUCCCUGCUCGAGUUUGCCUACUGCCGUCAGAUUGAGACAGACCCGGAACACGCAUCUGACUAUCUGAGAGCAUUGGGUGAUCUGGCCGGCUGCCGGUCCGUCGAUCUCCAGAUGUUUGUGUUUGAGCAGCAGGAGCUCCUUUCGAAAAGGCAAAACGAGAGAGUCACAGCUGCUCUAGAUGCAGGACCGACGGAGAGUGCCUAUGCUCACUUCAAUCUUUCCAGUGACUGCCCUGAGCCUGCAUCCUACUUUAUCAAUGUUUACAGAACAUACAGAGAGCAAUCCCCAGCGCAACUCUCAGCUCAUCGUCUUGCCCUGCUCCAGAUUGGCAAGGAUCGAAAUAACCAGGAAAUCCUCAACGAGGUAUACUCAACCAAGAUGGAUCUCUCCGAAGCAUGCCAACUCUUGAGAGUCUCUUCCGAGUGGCCGAUGGAUAGCAUCGCGGCCCAGGCACAGAGUGUUUCAUCUGAUGUAGAUUUCGAUCUCCUUCUUAUGGCUCUUGAGGCAAUUUCUAAAAGUAGGCCACAAGAUGAUCCCAAUCGGCCGGCAUUUGAGAGCGUUUUGACAGAGCUGCGUUCGACCCGUUACCCUCAGUCACCCGGCGGCCCUGCAACCCAGUCGGGAAAUCAUCUCUCGCAAGCUAGUGGAUCAAGAAACGCUGAGGCUCCUCCUGUGGUCGACUAUCAGCUACCGGUUGGGCUUGCAAACCUGAGAAAUACCUGCUAUCUGAAUAGCAUGCUUCAGUACUUUUAUUCGGUCAACGCCGUUAGGGAUCUGGCCUUAAAGUCCGAUCUUCGCGAACUUGAGCCAACCGAAGAGAGCAUGAAGGAGCUUCUACGGAGCAUCAAUACCGAGCAGCAGAAGCUUGAGACCGGAAGAGCCUUCGUUGGCCACGAGUUCACUCGCGAAUUGAGCACUUUGUUCCGUGAACUCGAUCGCUCCCGGGAAAGUUCAGUCACACCCCGACAGAGACUCGCCAAUGCUGCCCUUCUCAGGCCUGAAAAGCUGCGGCAGCGAUCAGCAGAGCCCAAAGACACGCCCGGUUCAAGCAACGGAGAGGCACCCCCACUCCCUCCUCGAACUGGAGCACCGCUGAUUUCCAACCUUCCGGCUGCGCCUAUGGAGAUCGAUCAAUCCGACUCUGUAAGCACUCACAGUUCCUUAACGCUCAUAGGCGAUGCCUCAUCGGGCACUGUCACCGUGGACGUGAAUCUUGAAAAUGGCAAGGAGACAGUUGUGCAGGGAAAUCAGGCGCCUGCUGAUAAACUGCCCUCUGACUACGCAAUGGAGGCAUCCAGCGAGCGCCCUUCUGAGGGAGAAGCUCAAACAUCUAAGCUCACUGUCGAGGAGCUCGCGGCUGAGCUCGAUAAGCCUAAUGUUGGAUCAGACCAGAUGGAUGUUGACGAGGUCAUGGGCAAUGCCAUCGACCACCUGAGAGCAGCGUUCAAAGUUUCUAGAAUUGGCCAAUCCGACAACAUUCCUGACCCGAUUGAACAAGCAUUCUUCUCUACCUUCAUCGAUAACCGCAAGAAGAUCGGAGAGGCCGACUGGAAUAGGUCAAGCAGAACAGACCGCUGGGUGACCGCAUAUCCUGCCCCGUCAGGCUCACGCGAUCUCUAUGAGGCCCUUGCCAACUCUUUCGAUCUCGAGCGCAUGUCCGACGAUCUCCUGUCCUUUACUACAAUCGAACAUCCGGCCCCGCAUUUCCACAUCUGCAUCCAGCGAGCAGAUGGCGUUAGGAAGAACUCCAACCCAAUCAUCAUCCCUGAGACUCUCUAUCUUGAUCGUUUCAUGCACACUGCCGAUACCAAUUCCCCGAUUUUCCAGGCCAGGAAACGGAGAUGGGAUAUUAGGACUAGAUUGGCAGAGCUGGACAAGUCCCCUGGCAAAGCUGCCAACAACGCAAACGCGCGCGCUCAGACUACCGGCCGCUCGUCACCAGCCGAGCAGGAGUUUACUGAUGAAGAAAUUGACGACUUCAUUCUUGUUACAAGCCCAAAGACGUCGGCCCCUGCUGAUGGUUCAUUGAGCGCACAGCUUAGCCAUGGUCAAGCCCUCGACAACUCCGAGAUCGAGCGGUUAUUGGCAAAGUACGGUCCCAUCGAGACCCCGUCUACCCAGCCGGCUGCCCAUGAUCAGCCACAGAUGCGACAGGGGGCGUCAGCUCAAGAGCGUGCACAGAGCCCCAACGCCGACUCUGAUUCAGUAUCCAUCCCCCCUGCCGAACUGACCGGCUUCUGGGAGAUGUUCAUCGAAGAGGAACAAAUCGAACAAGCCCGCUUACUUGCCGAGCGCGACAACUUCUUCAAAGACUCCCAGUCCGUCGCCUAUCGUCUACACGCCGUCAUCUGCCACGCGGGCUCCGCCUCCGCCGGCCACUACUGGGUCUGGAUCCACGAUUUCGAGCAGGACGUCUGGCGCAAGUACAACGACACCACAGUGUCCGUCCACCCGGCCAGUUUUGUCUUUGACCAGCUCAGCACCAAGGGCGAGCCGUAUUACCUGGCGUAUGUGAGGGCGGAUAAGGUGAACGAGUUGGUUAGCAUUCCGAGGAGGAGGCCACCGACACCGCCGCCGGUUCCGCCUAGGGCGAAGUCCCCUGUGGAUGUGCCGAUGGUUGAUGUUGAUGGGGAGAGGAGCGAGGUGCAAAAUGGGGAGGUGAUUAAGGUUGAGUUUAAGGAAAAUGUGGAGGAGGAGAAGGAUAAGGAUACGGUGAUUAUUCCGGAUUUGGCGUGA